AUCAACCUGGUUUAUUUGGAAAGAAGCUACUGGCAGUUACGUUUAAAUCCACCCAACCACCACCUCUGGAAGGACUGACUCCACCAUGCGGGCUUUCGUUUUCCUUCCCUUCAUGUUCCUGGCUGUGUUCUCAGUAUCUUCAAAUCAGAUUCCAAAACCAAGUGUUUCCAAACUAGAAGGGAAUCAAGAACCUACACUUGUUCUAGAGGCAAACAAUGGAGCUAAUCCUCUAGGAAGACAAAAGGAAUCUAAUAAGCCAGAAGGUAGUCACACACAAGGAAAACCAGGGAUGAUUAUUCUGCAAGGAAAACCAAGAUAUUCUAACCAGCCAGGGAACCCAGGGAAUUUUGAUCAGCAAGGAAGGCCAGAAGUUCUGAAUCAGCCUUGGGUGUCUAAAACUUGGAUUUUGCAAGAGAAGUCAGGAGAAUUGAACCAAAAAGGGAAUACAGAUGCAGCUUAUGACCAAGGAAAAUCAGGAUCUUCUAGCCAGCUAGGGCAACUGGAAUCUUCUAACCAGCAAGGGAAGCCAGGGUCAUCCAGCCAGCAAGGGAUGUCAGAGUCUUCUAGCCAGCGAGGGAAGCCAGGGUCUUCAAGCCAGCAAGAGAACCUAGAGUCUUCUGGCCAACGAAGGAAAUCACGGUCUUUUUACAUGCAAGAAGAAAGUAAAAAUGUAGACCACCCUUUGAAGGGCAAUGUAAUGGAAAUUCAGCCGGACAGCAUGAACAGCAAAAACCCACCUAGAAAUAAAAAAUGUCAAUCGAUUUACAAACCUGUCUGUGGUUCUGAUGGAAAAACCUAUGGUAACCAGUGUGUAUUUGACCAAGCAAAGAGGUCGAGUAAUGGAAAACUGAAUCUGAAACAUGAGGGGAAAUGUUAAGUGUUUGAGUGAACCAAAUCACCUGGAACAAGUUUGACUUCAAAAUCCAAUUUGCAAUUCUGUUUUCCCUAGGAGUUCAACUGUGAAGUCAGCACCAAUCUUACAGAUCUGAUAGGUCUGUAUUAUUUUUUGAGUUUGUUCCACUGCAAAUAAAUC
Molecule: messenger RNA, 1033 nt
Organism: Marmota monax (woodchuck)
Lineage: Eukaryota; Metazoa; Chordata; Mammalia; Rodentia; Sciuridae
Gene: Marcol
Product: MARCO like
Exons: 4
Coding region: 86-877 (263 amino acids)
Molecular function (GO): protein binding
Source: RefSeq, a predicted model, not a curated record